AUGAACGCGAGAGAGCGCGUCAAGGGUAUGCAGUACAUGUACAUGGAAUCCCCACAGCCUGCCACUUGCGGCUCUGGUUCCUUGGUCAGGACGGCGAUGGCGACUGGGGUGGUCAACGGUCUUGUCGGGAGCAUUGUCGGAACUCGGGUCCCCGAAAUGUCGUCGUCGUCAGCUCCAAGCAACGGCGGUGUCCAUGAAGAACCCGAUGGCCAGGGCAGCAGAAGCAGCACUGUCCGUGUAGGUCAGUAG
Messenger RNA from Verticillium alfalfae VaMs.102, 249 nucleotides. RefSeq lists its product as hypothetical. The record is from RefSeq and is a predicted model, not a curated record. Lineage: Eukaryota; Fungi; Ascomycota; Sordariomycetes; Glomerellales; Plectosphaerellaceae. Bases 1 to 249 code for a protein of 82 amino acids. The transcript is spliced from 2 exons.